Molecule: messenger RNA, 2802 nt
Organism: Stylophora pistillata
Lineage: Eukaryota; Metazoa; Cnidaria; Anthozoa; Scleractinia; Pocilloporidae
Source: RefSeq, a predicted model, not a curated record
GUACUUGUCCAGAUCAAUGUUGGCCUCCUGUGCCUGAGCCAACAACACCUUAGCCUGAGCCUUCUACACCUACUAGUGUUGUUCCAGGCCCAAAGACUGUAAUUCCAACGCCAACUUCAAAUUCAUCAAUACCUAUUCCUAAAGCUUGGAGGUCAUGUAAUGGAGCCGGAAGCAAGUAAAACUAAAUCAGAAGCCCUCCUUAGAAAUCCCGGCGGGCCAUUGGAAGAACCGUCCUUGGAAAUAUGAUUUUUUAAUUUGUACUCUUGCAUCAUGUUGGCACCAGGUUCCUAGUUAAUCCAAGUGAUUGUUCCGGCACAUUACGCUUGAAGAUGAGAAACCGCACCAGAGCGCAACGAUGUAACAGAUGAACGACUGUUAGCAAGGUACUCACGCUUGACAGUUUUGCGCCAAAAUAUUUUUGUUUUUCAAAGGAACGAAAUAUUUCAACAUGAUCGUGCUACUUGCCUGUACUUACAAAAUUUAGAAUUUCCCCUCACACAAGCCCACUACCGCUUUUUCUCGAAAUGUAUACAAUGACCUUUUUAUCACGUUGGCAAAUUAAAAGUUUCAGAUUACAUACAUGAAAAUUGUUUGGUGAUCAAAGCAUAUUCAUUUUUUUUCCUUUCAAUUUAAGAUCUAAUCUGGCAAAAAAUUGUAGAUUGUCCUAGUCGAACUACAUAAGACAACUCUAAUUUCGAUUUCGUAUGUUAGGGGCGAAAUGGAUCAACUUAGCGAGCUAACUAAAAUUGCCCUCUAUCGGAGCGGUGUCAAUUAUUGUUCUCGGAAAUACGGAAAGACAAUCUUUGUACCGUGACACUCUUCAUUUGGAGAAACGAGUAACAUAUCAACUUAUGCUCAACCUGAAAGAAAGCUUUAUAUAUCAAAUCGGACAGCACCUCAUGCAUCGAAAGUUAAACGGAGGUAAGAAUGGCUUCAUUCUAAUUUUCAAGUUCUCCUAUCAUUCAUGAUCACGAUUUUUGAAAAUACGUGUUUGUACCUGCGUUAAUGGGACCAUUCACCUCUCAUUUCAUUGAGUGGCGAAGAGGCGAAGUAUGUAAAGAUGCAUAAAUACAAUAGGGGCGUAGAUACUUGUGAUAUUACUUUUGGUUUCACAGCGUGAAAAUAUCUGUCGUAGAGUACUGAAGGCAAGGGCCACUGAGAUGCAAGAAUUUUGAUUCAUUUUGAUCUUAAAGAAUCCCGGAAGGCUUUUGUGCUGGAGGCGAUCGAUUUCAGAGCUCGGAGACGAAUAAUGCAAAGUUUUGACGGUGAUUGCAGCCACGGCAUCGCUGAACCGUUAAAAUGGAUACUUGCUCCAUUGCCUCCUAAACGACAUCAGUGGAGUUUACUAAGAGCGAAUUGACGUAUGCGGAUGCUAUCAGAAAUAAGACAGUAUGCUGCAUCUUCUCUGCACUUCAAUUCGUUCAUCCGAUUGUUUUGCCCUUUUCAUUUGCCUGUUCAGAAAGUACUCAGGACAAAAUGACCUUUUCUUCCUUGGUAUCUACAUCAGUGAUACUGUAUGUUAUCAUUUCAUAUAUGUCCGGAAUAUGUUUUGCGUAUCGCUGGAAGGCUUCACCAGACAACUGUACAUGUAUCCGCACUGGCCUUUCAACUUACAGCUUGUUUUCUCUUCGAGGACAAAGAAUUUAUGGGUCAGGAUCUCGCCAACACCCAAGUUACACCUACACCUUCAUGCCUUGUGUGCCCGACAAUUUGCAUUCCCGUGUGGGAAAUUGCACAAACGUGGCACUGUGUAGAUACGACACGAAUCGAGUUCCACCUGUGUUCAUAGACUUGGGUGAACAAGGACAUGUUAUUUGCGAAGAAACGAAUGAAUACAAAUUUGCAUUAAUGUAUCCUUUAAAGAAGGGCUCUCACUCAAUAAGUCACUCCAAGGUUGUUGUCGAAUGCGAUAAUGAUCCUCACGCAAAACCUGUGUUAAAUCUCAUAAGCGAGGACAAUUUGAUAUUCAGCUUGAAGACCUUUUGUGGUUGUCCAGAUCAACGUUUAUCACCUGAGACUAAUAAAACAGCAACAUUCGAUGAUAUUGUUGCGCCGACUCGGUUAACCUCAACUUCAACCAAGGCGAGACCAAAAUCCACACCUGGAGGAUCUUCAUUGAGUUUAGUUACCCUGGCCCUCCACAUAUUGGUACCAUGUCUUGGAACAUUUUUCCUCAUCUUGAUCUUUUUAUGCUUGUGGUGGCAUCAUGUUACUAUCAAGAAUGCUCUGAUGCGCCUCAUAUGCUGCCAAUGUUGUGAUGGCUAUGAUGCCUUAGAACGAGAGGGACGAAUUGAACGUGUAACAGAAAGCAGUCGUCUUCUCAGGAACCAGCAGAGCUACAGUGCUGUUGGAGAAGAAGAUUCCGUAGCAAAGCGCCCAGAAGAGGGAGUCGCUAAGCAGCACUUUGAAUUGAUUCGAAAGGACAACAAAGCCGCUGUCGUAUAAUUAAAAUCAAAUUUAAGGUAAAGCACCUUCUAAGACUCGGUUAAAACCAGUUUUUGCCAUUUCGAAGUAUAUUUGCACUGAUCCUAGAAAAUUUAAAAAGCGUAUCACGAUUUCUUGUUAGUUUCUAUACUCACCAAUUUGCGGUAUGUUUUAAUUGUAAGAGCCCAAUGAUAGUUAUUGACUCAAUUUCAUCACCAUUUUAAAAAGGAUACAAAUGUUUACAGAUAUCCACUCUGAGACAAUUAUUUUGUACCCUUUAAGUUUUCGAAAGGAGAUAGCUUAAUUUUUGCUCUGGAAAAGGUCGCAAUUUCAUAACUUGCAAAAUAAUUACAAAAUAAAAAAAAUAGAUUUCUUGAA